Molecule: messenger RNA, 1028 nt
Organism: Rhagoletis zephyria (snowberry fruit fly)
Lineage: Eukaryota; Metazoa; Arthropoda; Insecta; Diptera; Tephritidae
Source: RefSeq, a predicted model, not a curated record
UCAAUUCUCGUUCUGUGAUAAGAUGAAGUGAAAAAAAAGUUUUCAUUUUCGUUUUCACAACUACUUUUCACUCUGCCUUUUCACAGACACUUAUUUUGCGAUUCUGGUUUGUGCUGUGAAAAUCGUGUUCCAUUACCACUAUAGUCGUGAAACUUUUGCAACUGUGCUAUUGAAUUUUCGAAGUAAAUGUCAAAGUUGAGGAAAACGUAAACAAAACAUGUCGGGAAUAAUUAUUUUAUUAGAAUUAUCGCAAAGAAUUCGAGACGAGCAAAGAGAUAAUUUGAGAGUGCUCCGGCGCAGACUUCGCGACGACCAAAAUCCCUUUGAGAUUACAAUAGACGAGCAUUUCAUUGAUUUAUAUCGGUUGCCUAAAGCUUUGGGCCUGGAAUUAAUUAAUGAAUUAAUGCCAUUUAUGCCGAACUCGCAACGGAGACAUGCUGUUCCGAGUCAUGUAAUUAUUUUAAGCGCCCUGCGUUUUUUUGCCACUGGUAGCUUUCAAAGAAGUGUGGGGCAAGACAGUUUAUCUGCUUUAUCCCAAACAUCAGUUAGCAGAUGUGUGCAAGUGGUGGCAACUGCACUUAAUAACAUACAGCUUGCAGAGCUCUCGAGGAGCUUUAUGAGGCGGGUGAGCGCGAUUUUUGGCUUCUGGGUGAUAGUGGCUACCCACUACAGCCUUGGCUGAUGACACCAAUUAGUGCGACAUCAUGUACCGCAGAAGAGCGCUACAAUAUAGCACACAAGUCAACUCGAGCUCUUGUAGAAAGAUGCAUUGGCUUACUAAAAAGCAGAUUUCGCUGUCUGUCGAAGGAAAGAGCCCUUUUCUACAGUCCACCAAAAGCAGGCCUCAUAAUCAACGCUUGCCUGGUUUUACACAACUACUUGAUUCGGGCUAGAGUGCCGUUCGAUGAAAUUUAUUUGGAAGACUCUGAUGCACCUGAAGAAUGUGGUGGCCCUUCUUCAGCUAUUUCAACACAGAAUAUAUUAUCCAUUGCGAAAAGACAACGAUUGCAAAUUGUUCAAAAUGCUUU